Molecule: messenger RNA, 5219 nt
Organism: Nasonia vitripennis (jewel wasp)
Lineage: Eukaryota; Metazoa; Arthropoda; Insecta; Hymenoptera; Pteromalidae
Exons: 3
Coding region: 225-4901 (1558 amino acids)
Source: RefSeq, a predicted model, not a curated record
CGUGCAACAAGUCCCGGCUUGAACAGAUGGUUUCUGGCGCGAAAUCUAGCGCAACACUGCGUAUAGAAUGUAGAUGGAGGCCAAUGUUCCCAAACCAUCGAAAGUAUCGGAGGUAUAUAUUUAUACGUAAUUGAAGCUCACAGUUUGUUUAUUUUUUUGGUUAUUCUCGAGUUUCAAAGCAUCGAGCAAAUUAUGAGCAGAUUGUUUCGUGAUCUUUGUGUAUAAUGGACGAAGACUUUGAUAUCUAUGGGGAUUUGGCAAGUAUUCAUGAAAAUGAGAACGAGAUUGGAGAGGAAGAGCACGCCAACAAGUUGAAGGAGGUAAAGGAUAACUUGGAGAAGGAAUUGCAUGAAUUGAAAUUAAGACUGGUAAAACUUGAAGGUCAAAACUGCCUGCUCAAGACCAAUUUUUCCUCUUUGAUUAAGACUGCCAAAGCUGAGAUUUCCAGAAAAGAUCGUACAAUAACGGAUUUAAGGACAAAGUUAGACAACUUUACCUUUCGAAGGAAUCCGCAUCGAAAAGUUGAGCCAACUUUACCUCCUCCAUUGAUACCACCAGUCAUAGAUCCUCUUGCUCAAUUCCAAGACAUAAUUAAUAACAAAUUUAGUUAUCCUCCUCCUUCGUUGAACUUACCUCUUAAUGGCCUUCUCUCCAACAACAAUCAAUUCUCUUUUCCGCCUCCACCAAUCACUUUUUCCACCAAUGAUAACCAUCACAAGGAAAAACAAGAAGAAGUUUAUGAGGAUCAUAUGAGCCCCGUAGAAGAAUACAUUGGUGCUGAAAGCAAAUCUGAUAGUGAAGAUGUAAAGGUUAAACAAGAAUAUCCAAAAACUCUAUAUGGGGAAAGAUUACGAAAGAAACUCUUGGCAGAACAAGAGAAUGAAAGAAAACAAAAGGAAGCCGAAUCAAAAAAUAGGGAAGAAGAUAAGAAAAUUGGAAUUCAGCAAGAAGAGGGCAAGAGUAAUGAUAUGAAGCAACAUGAAGAGCAGAAAAAUAGAGCAAGGCAAGAGGAAGACAAGAGAAACGAGUUGAAGAGACAGGAAGAAAAAAAGACUGAACUAAGACGACAAGAAGAAAGUAGACGUCAGGAAGAUAUGAAAACUGAACAAAGGCAGCAAGAAGAAAGGAGAAAUGAAAUUAGAUGUCAGGAGGAAAAAGAAAAAGAGCAAAGAUAUAAAGAAGAAAUGAAAAAUAAAGCAGGACAAAGUGAGGAAAUAAAAAACGAGAUAAGACAUCAACAGGGAGAAAAGAAAACUGAAAUUAGAAAACAAGAGGACAAGAGAAGUGAAAUUAGAAGACAGGAAGAACAUAGAAUUAAAAUUAAGCAAGAGGAAGACAAUAAAAACGAAAUAAGGCAGCAGGAAGAAAAGAAGGCUGAACUAAAAAAAGAAGAUGAAAGGAGAAGUGAAAUCAGACGACAGGAGGAUAAGAAAAGAGAGCAAAGGUAUCAAGAAGAAAUGAAAAACAGAAUGAAGCAAGAAGCAGAGGAAAAGAGAAACGAAAUAAGAAGAAAAGAAGAAAAGAAAAAUGAAAUUAGAAAGCAGGAAGAAAUAAGCGAAAUGAGAAAAAAAGAACCACAGAAAAAUAAAACAAGACUAGAGGAAGAAAAUAAAGAUGAUAGAAGGAAAUAUGAAGAAAAGAGAACAAAAGGAAAAUAUCAUAACAAGAAUUGUGACAUGAUCAAACAAGAAAUAAGCAUAAUGGAGGAAAAAUUACGAGAGAAAAAUAUUAAACAAGAAGAUGUCAAAGUAAAGAGUGAAUUUGUUGACCAAGCAAAUAAUAAAGAAAAUCGCCAUUUAUUUGUUAAUAAAUCAACUCAAGGACUUGCUAAUAAUCGAGAUAGAAACAAAACAUUAGAUCUUGGUGGAAUUCCUAGUGAUCUUGUGAUCCAAAAAGAUAUUUCAAGUUUUGAUGAACAUAUAGGCACAAAUGGUAGUCAUAUAUCUAGUAAAAACUAUACAAAUAAUCGAAAUCACGAUGAUUAUUAUGAUUCUUUGAGACGCAAAGAUUAUAAAAAUCAAAAUCAUAAUGCUCAUAAUUAUACGGAUGAUUGCAGAAGUAAUGACAACCGCAAAAAUAAUACGAAGGAAGAAUUUCACAGGCAUAGUAGGCGUGAUAUGCAUCAAAAUAAAAGAGACCAUCAUAGAAGCUUUCAUAAAUCAAGUGAUAGGCAAAGAAGUAAAAGUAGUCAUCAGACAGACCGGGAUUCAAGUUAUAAACAUAGAAGCAAAAGUAGUUAUUAUGCAGAUAGAGAUCCGAGUUAUAAACAAAGAAGUAAAAGCAGUAAUCGCCUUAACAAGAAUCCAUUUUAUAGACAUGAUGGACGGAGAAGUAAAAGCAGUAAUCGGAUUAACAGGAAUACAAGUGAUAGAGAUAGAAGUAGUAGCAGUAAUUGCUCUAACCAGGAUCAAAGUUAUCGACCAAGUAGUAGCAGUAAUUGCACUAACAGGGAUCUAAACAAUGGACAAAUAGAUAAAAACAGUAAUCGCUUUAAUAGGGAUCCAAGAAUGAAAAAAGAUGAUUGUAUACCAGCCAGUACAGUUGUAAGUACUUAUAACUGUAGUAGAGCUCCAAGAAUAAAACAAGAAGGUGAUGUGCAAAACAGUGCAACAGUAAGUCCUUAUAACUGUAAUAGAGAUCCAAGAAUAAAGCAAGAAAAUUGUAUUCAAGGUAAUUUAGUAGUAAGUUCUUAUCACUGUAAUAGAGAUCCAAGAAAAAAACAAGAUAAUCGUAUUGAUGUCAACUUCAAACACCAUUCAAAAGAUGAUGCACUAGAAGAUCAAUCAGAGGAAAUGACAAAAAGAAAUCAUGACACAGUGAAAAUUCAAAAGCGCAGAAAACGAUCGAAAUCUGAAGAAGUAAAAUCACCUAGAAAGAAACGACGAAAAGAUGAAGACUUUAUUGAAUCUAUGUUUGCAUCAGAAGCCUAUGGAGUUCCUACAAGAGAAAGUAAUCUGACAAUAUCCAACAAAGAAACAGAGAAGAAUAAGGAAUCUAAAUGCGAAAAAGAUAUUAAUAAGUCAGACAAACAUUCAGCCAAAGUGGUGCAAAUGACAGAUGUAGAAAAAAUAAAAGAUGAACAACAAAAAUCUCUUCCUGACACAGAAACUAAAAACAAUAAUGGAGUAAAAGAUGCAAAAGAAAUACUUCUUGCUAAUGGAUUGACGAAAGAUUCAAACAUUUCAAAUAAGACAAAGCAAGAAAGUAUAGUGCUUAAAACUAAUUAUGCUAAAUAUUUACUAGAUGAUGUAGAAGAAGGAGAAAUUAUAGAUUCACAACCAUCUGAUAUAUUUGAUGAGGAUGAAGAAAACCUAAACAAUAGGUUAAAGGCACUCAAAAAUCAAUUGGCUAAUCUUGAAAACGAAACCAAGACUCAGGAAAGUGACAAAAUGAAUACAAAAUUCAUUGAUCAGCAAUCAAAGCCUGAUAAGCCGAUUAAGAUUGUUAAUUCAAAUAAAGACAUUUGCAAACAAGACAAGAAAGAAAAAGAAAAUAGAAUAUUAAAGAAUCAAGAAAAAGAGAAAUUAGAAGAUAAAUUGCUUUAUUCCUUACUUACUACAGAGAAUCCGAUGUAUUUACAAAAUACUUAUUCUGGCUACAAUAAGAGUACUUCAGAAAAUCCUUUGUUAAGUACCACAAAGUCUUUAGUUCAUGAUUCCAACAUAAACAGCAAACCAAUUGAGAAAAAUUCUAUGCAAAAUUCCACAUUAGAUAAUCUGAAACAAACCAAAACUCGUAAAAAGUCUGAAGUAAAAACUAUUAUGAAACCUUAUGUUAAAGAAGAAGAAAAAUCUAUAGAAAAAUCCACAUUAGAUAAUCCGAAACAAACAAAAACUCGUAAAAAGUCUGAAGAAAAAACUAUUAUGAAACCUUAUGUUAAAGAAGAAGAAAAAUCUAUAGAAAAAUCCACAUUAGAUAAUCCGAAACAAACACAAACUCGUAAAAAGUCUGAGGAAAAAACUAUUAUGAAACCUUACGUUAAAGAAGAAGAAAAAUCUAUAGAAAAAUCCACAUUAGAUAAUCCGAAACAAACAAAAACUCGUAAAAAGUCUGAAGAAAAAACUAUUAUGAAACCUUAUUUUAAAGAAGAAAAAAUUCUGAAUGACCAUUCAACUAAAACUAACACUUCCAUUGAAAAAACUGAAAAUACUAUUGCGGUAAAACCUAUGCAAGAAGCUCCUGCUACCAAACAUGGAAAGAUUAAAGAUGUUAUUGCUAAAUCUACUUUGGAUACAGCACACACACAAACCCAGAAGAAUCCUCCACUUAUCCAUAAAAAUAGCAACGAGAAAAAUGAGAUACAAAAUAAAGCUCAUGAUGAUGUUUCAAAAAUAGAGGACAGAAAAUCCUGUCCAAAUAAAAAGUUUAUAGAAAAUAAACUUAAUACUGACAAAGAGGACAAUACCAAAUGUCAACAAAAUCAUGACGUGGUAAAAAAUAAUUGCACUGAGACAAAGAAAAACAGUUUACAAAAUAAAUCUGAUAAUAAUGAAAUGAAGCAAGAAAAUAAGAAAUAUUGUUCAUUUAAAAAGGUUGUAAAAAGCAAGACAAAUACAGAAAAAGAAGAAAAUGCUGAAUUACACGCAAACCAAGAUGCAGACAAAAAUAAUAGCUGCACUCAGAGAAAGCAAAAUGUCAAAGCUGAGAAGUUGCAAAGUAAAGACACGCAACCAACUAGUACCGAUAAUUCUAAAAAACACGCUUUGAAGCCUGCAGUGGUUUCUGAAAUUCCAGAAAAGAAGAGUAAGAUUGAUCUUGGUGAUGCGAUAAAGAAAAUUAUUCCCAAGUCACAACUUGGUAAAAAUGUAAUUAUUAUAAGACGUCGCAGAAGACCAGUGCAAUUAGCAGAUAGCCCUCCAGUAUUAGUUAUGAAAAAUGAUAGUCUAAAUAAGUCUAAGUAACUUUUUGGACAUCAAAAUGCACAUAUGUACAUACAAAAUUAGUACUUUUAAUUUAAUUACAUCGAGUUUAUAUCUUGUAAACAUGUAUAUUAGUAAGAAAAAACUGUAAAUUAAGAAGUGUAUUAUAUUGUAUCAUAUAGCAUACUCAACUGCUUUGAACCAAAGUAGGGAAGGAAUAAGAAGAAAUCUUCCGUUUUAGUUUUUACCUUUUACACAAAGUACAUUUGUAGUUUUUAUAUUUUUCUAUAAGCUAAGCAAAUGGAGUGUAAAUAAAGUGUGCCCUAUUUUUGUGUUUGUUAAUAUAUGAUUAAAAAUAAA